Ciona intestinalis (vase tunicate) is the source of this 1713-nucleotide messenger RNA. Lineage: Eukaryota; Metazoa; Chordata; Ascidiacea; Phlebobranchia; Cionidae. The record is from RefSeq and is a predicted model, not a curated record.
UAAAAUUGUUUGGAAAGGUAUGUUGCUUUGAUUGAGGAUGUUUCAUGUGUGGCAGUUAAGCAUAUAUAUAUAUAUACGGUAUAUGGCGAUCUGCAGGGAAUUUGCAUUUGGACAUAUGCAGGCGAAGGAAAGUUGAUGAAACGAAACUUUACAACUAGUCGGCUACAAAUAUAGUAGUAUUGACUACAGUAGAUUUCGACCCUAAGUGAGCAACCAUCAGAAACCUAAAAACAGUACAUACGCGACCUACUACUUUAAAUGGGCCGAAGUGUUUCGCUUGAGUAACUGCUGACGUCAGUCGCUAGCAACAGCCGUGGUAACCAACAACGCCGCAUAACACGAUUACAGCUGAAAUCAUUCCUUCGAAAAAGACGUCGUGUCAGAUUUUAUAACCAUCUCUUUACAAUGGGGUGUGGGCCUUCUAAAGAUAGUGUGAAAGCUAUUACCACUGGCGAAGAUGGCCAAAUUAGAUCAAAAAGUGCAUCAAAAGUAAAAGUAAAGUCAGCAAAAGAGUCGGCUGUUAAUGAAUCUGCCGCAACUAUCGUUGGAGCAACCAAAUCCACAUCUGCGAAAAGCAGAGACAGUGGGAUUCAAGAAAUGGAUUAUGAAUCAGGAGACAUCAUCACUGAGAAUUCGGAUCCUAACCGUGUACAAGAAGUUGAGGCUGAUGGACGUCCUGAGACACCAGAUUUUGAAUUGGUAGGCAGGCAACUCACCAGUAAGAGUGCUGGACGAGAACGAAUAAAGUCAAGAGCCAUUUUACAAGAACUAGAGGCAGAAGGAUUAAUAACAGGUUCAAAAGUACAAAAGGGAGGUGCUGCCUUUGAAGUGCGUGCGGGUCCAUUACAACCACUGGAACCCCUGGCCCCCAUCCGAAGGCCCCCACCAAGGUUGGAAAAGUUGAAACGAGAAUCGAGUACUUUAACCAAAGCUGAUCUUGAACAGAAAUUAAAGGCUGCAGAAGAAAGAAGGAAGAAAAACUUGGAAAAGAAAACUAGUCGACUUGCGAUGCAACUUGCGAGAGACAGAGAAUUGGCAAACAAGUUUGAAGCUGAUAAUGCAACUUUGGAAUUUGAAAAACAACUUUCGACCGAUCCAUUUAACCAGGGAAGAGGAGAGAGAACUGAUGCCAUUGAGAAUCCUCUUACUAAGAAGACUAUCUUUGAUGAAGCAAGUCUCAGUAGUUUGGAGGAUGGAGAUGCCAAACCAUCCGAUGACUUUUACACCAACACUGUGAACUCCAACUCACAAAUUUUCGACUAACUUCUGAAGCACUGGCGCAGAAGGCUCAUGCAUUCUCUUCAGAAACCUGUAAUAUACAUUUCAAGGAUUUGCCCAUUAGUCUUCUAAACCUAAAGACUACGUAUGGCUAAACAUGUUAUGUGUGGCCGAAAUGCGACACACCGCUUUCAAACAGCAUUAUUGCAGUUGAUCUUUAAGCUUAUUGUUCUUCCUUUUUCAUAUUCUUCCACAUAGGCAACUUUUUUAUGUAAAAUUACUUCUUCCGUCCAGUGUUUUAAACUGCAUGUGCUAUAAGAUUGCCUUAAACUGUCCAUAGUAACUGAAACUGUUUUCUUUUCAUAAAAUUUGUGUUUUAGAAAUACUUUUUUAAAGCCUUUUAAUGUUUAUACCUGUAAACUUAUUUUUUUUAUAAUUUUAGCGAAAUAGAAAAAUUGAGUUUUUUGCUUUUGUUAAUAAAUAUACAUGCUUUUA